CGAUAUGUUGUCUCAAAUGGUAAAGAUCAAACAAUGAGGCUAUGGGAUCUGCGGAAAAUGCGCAGUCAUUCGGAGUGGGAGGAGAUGCCUGAGCGACAUUACGGCUUGACCCACUGGGACUAUCGGUAGGUGCUCACCGGCGUGACCAUGCAUAUGACGCGACAAAGUUUGUGGCAGAAACGGGUCAUAUAACAAGCCGCGUUUCGAUUCACACCCUCAAAAUUGCAGCAUCAUGGCUUACAGAGGCCACACAGUGUUAAAAACGCUCAUACGGUGUCAUUUCAGCCCAGCUGAGACAACAGGUGCAAGCUAUUUGUACACCGGCUCAGCAGAUGGCCGCAUCCAUGUGAGUGCGCGCGGGCGUGCCGUGCCGUCUGUGAAAUAUUGAUCUAUGAUGAAACAGAUAUAUUCUUUAGAUGGUCGGGUAGUUCAGGUUCUGGAUCGGUCUAAGGCCUUGCCAAUCUCUUUCGACCCCUCUGAACCCGAACCACCGCUAACG
Cantharellus anzutake is the source of this 499-nucleotide messenger RNA. RefSeq lists its product as uncharacterized. Bases 233 to 388 code for a protein of 51 amino acids. Gene Ontology annotation, cellular component: Cul4-RING E3 ubiquitin ligase complex. The record is from RefSeq and is a predicted model, not a curated record. The transcript has a single exon. Gene Ontology annotation, biological process: proteasome-mediated ubiquitin-dependent protein catabolic process. NCBI's taxonomy places the organism in Eukaryota, Fungi, Basidiomycota, Agaricomycetes, Cantharellales, Hydnaceae.